UUUCUUCUCUUGUGUAUAUAAACUAUCCUUCUGUUGAAAAUUUUCUCAUAUUUCUUCAUCUAAUUUUAGUUCAUCUACUAAAAAUGGCUUUAAAAUAUGCAAUAGUCAUUAUAGGACUCUUAGCUUGGGUUGUUCUUGUUCCUUCAAAGAUAGUUGCAAGAGAUCUUCCUCAGACUUUCUCUAGCUAUGGAGCAGGUAGUGGCAUUGCCAAGGAUAUAUUAGUUGGAGGCAGCCCUGCUCAUGCCCCAAACCAAGCAUAUAGGGAAGAAAAAUCAGAAUCAAAUGUUGGAUUAGAUGGAUUGGUUAAACAAGGUAGCGUGGAAGGAAGUCUUAUUAGACAUUGUUAUGUAUUUUGUUGCGCCUUGGGAAAGUGUAUAUGUUGUGAUCAUCACUUUUUGUCUUCCUUUGAUCCAUUACCUGCGGGUAACUAAAGAAUAAUGUGUUGUUAGAAAUAAUAUAU
Arachis ipaensis is the source of this 460-nucleotide messenger RNA. RefSeq lists its product as uncharacterized. NCBI's taxonomy places the organism in Eukaryota, Viridiplantae, Streptophyta, Magnoliopsida, Fabales, Fabaceae. The record is from RefSeq and is a predicted model, not a curated record.